Trichomonas vaginalis G3 is the source of this 1227-nucleotide messenger RNA. Its product is annotated as DNA/RNA polymerase superfamily. The transcript has a single exon. The record is from RefSeq and is a predicted model, not a curated record. Bases 1 to 1227 code for a protein of 408 amino acids. NCBI's taxonomy places the organism in Eukaryota, Parabasalia, Trichomonadida, Trichomonadidae.
AUGAACAAAAACGGAACAGCUAAAAUGAAUGAUAAUCAAAUAAGAGCCGAAGGUAGAAGGUUAUUUAAACGCUUCUAUAACAUUCCUGAUGGUGUUAAUCCUAAAACUCGUAGAAGUUAUUUAAAUGAAGCCAUAGAUGCAUAUGAAGGAUUUGACAUUUCAUCAGAAAGUGAGAGGUUAGCAAGAAUGUUAAACGUUAAUAUUGAUUUUUAUUAUUGUGACCCUCAACCAGAAGACGUAGACAUUAACAAGGUAGACUUUCCAUUAGUGGAAUCAAUAAUGAUAGAUCCAGAAUUUGAAACAGUAAAUAUUUUAUUAACACAGAGUCCAUGUGGAAAACGUCACGCUGACAGAAUUACAGACGUUGAAGCACUCACAGGAUAUAAAGUUUGCCCCUUUUGCAAAGAAGAAGUAUAUUCUAUCCGUGAUGAUCCAGAAAGGAAAAACCAAAGAAGAUUUUUAAAACAUUGUGAGAAAUGUAAAGAAAAUAAUGGAAGAUUAAUUCAAGACGUUCAAUUGCAAAACACACAACAACCAUAUGCACCACAUAUUACGAAACAGAAGAUAUAUCAGUGGCUAUUAGCACAUAAUUUGCAGGAAUAUUAUAAACCAACAAGAUAUUAUAUUACUUUUGACUUUGAAACAUUAGAGACUAAAGAAGAAUUACAACUUUCUGAGUGUGCAACUUUGAAUGCUUACUUAAAACCAUUCAUGGUAUCAUCAACGGUUAAAUUAAACGAUAAAACAUUUACGAGGAAUUUUUGCUUAACUUCGAGUGAUUCUUUUAUUUCUGAUUGGAUUGAGUUUUUAUUUUCAACCUGUUCAUUAGUUGUUGAAUCAAAUAUGAGUCAAUAUGAAGAAUUAUUGAAGCCGCAAACGGUGGGGGCUUUGUCUCAUACAUUAAAUGAGAAACAAAAGGAAGCAAUGAAAGAGCUUUUAGAUGAAGAAUUUAAUAAAGUGAAUAUCAUUGGUUUUAAUUCGGGAAAGUUUGAUUUAAAUUUAAUUCUUCAUGAUUUAAACACUGCAAAAUGGAAAAUAAAAUCAAUGCUGGGUUCUUCUUCUCAAUUUAAGCAAGUCAUAGUAAAGAAAACAAACUGUCCAUAUGAAUUAAGAUUUAUUGACAUCAGAAAUUAUAUAGCGGGGGGAACAUUAGACCAAUUCACUCAAGAUUUCGGAAACAAUAAAUCACGUGUUAAAUCCUUUUUCCCUUAUCAAUUCAUCACAUGA